CACAAGAACAGCCGUUUCCCAUGCAUGUCUGGAUUAUAUAGGAUAAAGACAGUUAAGAAGUCACCACUUGAAUUCCCUACCUGCCCCAUCCUUUCUCCUCUGCUUGUUCCUAUUCACUUGUUGCCAGGAUUUGAUAGGCUUUUGUUCCAGUGUUUUACCACAUUGGGCUCUUCAGAUUGGGGCAGGACCCAGCCUUGGGCCUUGAACCUCCAGGAACCGCAAACCAAAAAUUGAGCUAUCUCAAUUUUAGGGUCAUCAUAGGGUGUUUUUCCCUAUAUUUUUAUGGAAUAUCCGACUUUACCCCAUCUUAAUUUUGGACUUUUAAAUCUUUAAUUUUGGACUAUUUCUACCCUGGAGUACAGUUCUGCUCAACCCUUGGCUUGUCAUCUAUGUUCUAAUGGAGCAAGCACUCAGCAUGGCUCUCUAUUAGCACACAAGCAGACAGUGAUGGCUGGGUAUUGUGCGGUAGUUUUGGGCUAGUGCCCCUCAGUGGGUAGAACCCAAAACAGGUGAUAUUUGGGGCGUUUAAUCAGCCAUCAGGAAAAAAUUCACUUAAAUAUACGCCCAACAUUUCUCUGUGCCACCUUUGUCUCACUCACCCUGCCAUUUCAGUCUGAUCAGAGAAAUAAAAUGAAAAUGGCCGACCACAGAAAGUCUAGCUGUCUUCGACUGUCCUAUCAUCCACGAUGGCAGCCACAAUCUUCUGCUGAAAAGAGACAACAUAAAACAUCAAAGCACAAAGCGAAAGGCACAGGACAGCCAGCAGACCCCCUGUCCUCUACCUCAGUGCUACGUAGUUACAGCUGCUGGUUUUUACUUCCAUUAUUUUUUAUAUCAUCCCUGCCCUGUGAGGCCUGGGGCGCAACCUUUAAAAUCGCCAUUGUAGGACCAUGGGCGUGUGACCCCAUAUACUCCAAAGCCCUUCCAGACCUAGCUGCCCGUUUGGCCACAAGUCGCAUCAACAAAGACCCUGAGCUUAACAAAGGCUACUGGUUUGAUUACACACUUAUCAAUGAGGACUGCACAAGCUCCAGAGGCCUGGCACGCUUUGUCGAGCUAGAGGGUUAUGGUUCGGCCUUUCUCGGUCCAGCAAACCCUGGGUACUGCACUUCUGCUGCCCUCCUGGCCAAAAACUGGAACAAGGGCAUCCUGUCCUGGGCUUGCUUGAAGCCCGACAUGAACGAUGGAAUGUAUCCCACGUUUCUCCGACCGCUUCCGCUGUCAUCUCGGGUGCUCUUCACUGUGUUGCGAUUUUUCCGGUGGGCCCAUGUUGGGAUUAUAACAGCAGAGAACAACAUGUGGGAAGCCACUGGGCACGAACUUGCAGCAUCCUUGCGUACUCUCGGUCUGCCAGUUGGCAAUGUCGUUACAAUGGAAAUGGAUAAGGAGGGACCACGACGAGCCCUAAAAUCAAUACGGGACACAGAUCGCGUAAGAGUUGUCAUCAUGUGCAUGCACUCUGUUCUGAUUGGUGGAGAGGAACAGUAUCGGCUGCUAACCACAGCAAUGGACAUGAGAAUGAUCGAUCGAGGCUAUAUCUUCAUUCCAUAUGAUACCCUGCUCUAUUCACUGCCAUAUAAAAAUGUGAGCUAUCCAAUCCUAGCUAAUGACACCAAACUGCGACGUGCAUAUGAUGGGGUUUUAACAGUAACCAUGGACCAAGGGGAACAGAAUUUCUAUGAAGCUUUUAAUGAAGCACGCAACUCCUAUGACAUCCGCACCAGCAUGCAGGCUGAAGAGGUUUCUCCAUUUUUCGGGACUAUCUAUAAUAUGCUCUACUAUAUAGCCAUGGCUGCAGAGCAGAGUCGACUGACAGGUGGAGGCCGAUGGGUGUCAGGUGAAGCGCUGGCCCAGAAUAAGGGUGGAUUCGAAUUUAAUGGCUUUAACCAGAAGAUAUCAGCGGGUACCAAUGGAGAGGGGAUGCAGGCACGCUACGCCGUCCUUGACACAGAUGGCUUUGGGUCAAUCCUGUACCGUACACAUCUCCUGGAAGCGCCACACACUUUUGGAAAAUACGGAGGGGUUAAAUACUUGGGGAAAUCAAUUCAUUUUGCAGGAGCGUCUCCAAGUAGGGACUCAAUCUGUUGGUUCAGCCCUUAUAUUGCUUGUAGUGGAGGUAUGGAUGGAGUGACCCUCUUCUUAGUCUUUUUGUUCUGUGUAUUGGUGGGUGGAGCAGUUAUCUGUUUUCUCCAUAUAAGGAAAUACGGGCAGGUGGGAAUAUUAGAAGGAUUUGGUGAAGGAGGAGCUGCAAACCCCACUAAGAUAAUUCUGACACUGGAUGACUUGGUCUUUAUCAACACCACACUAAGCAGGAGGAAGCUGAAUGAGGAGAGUAUGGUGAAAAGUCAACCAGAUGUUAAAACCCCACAUCAUUCAGUUUCAGGUCGCAGUUACAUGGCAUCAACUCCUGAAACAUCUAAUGUUGCUGUAUUUGAGGGUGACUGGGUUUGGCUGAAGAAAUGUCACUGUGAUGGAAAUGUAUCAGACAUCACGGACAGCACGCAAGCUGUCUUUAUCAAGCUCAGAGACAUGCGGCAUGAAAAUCUGAACCUGUUUCUGGGCCUGUUUUUGGAUUCUGGCAUAUUUGGCCUUGUAACAGAGCACUGUACCCGAGGCAGCCUGGAAGACCUGCUCAACAACGAAGAAAUGAGACUGGACUGGAUGUUCAAAUCUUCUCUGCUCCUUGACCUGAUCAGGGGAAUGAAGUACUUGCAUAAUCGUGGAAUUAUUCAUGGACGUUUGAAGUCAAGGAACUGUGUGGUCGAUGGACGGUUUGUUCUGAAGGUUACAGAUUAUGGCUUCAAUGAAAUCAUCCACACGCAAAGCAUCAUCAUGGACGACACGAAACCUGAGGAUCUGUUUUGGACAGCUCCUGAGAUCCUACGAGAUCCUCGGCUAAAGAAGAAAGGAACAUUCCCAGCAGAUGUGUACAGCUUUUCCAUUAUCAUGCAGGAGGUGAUCUCCCGCUGUGCACCUUUCUGCCUGCUGGACAUGCCCCCUGAAGAGAUAAUAGAUAAGGUGCGCUCCCCUCCUCCAUUGUGUCGGCCUACUGUAUCUAUGGAUGAAGCUCCACUAGAGGUGAUUCAGAUUAUGAAGCAGUCCUGGAGUGAGGAGCCUAACAAGAGGCCUACAUUUGAGGAGAUCUUCAGACAGUUUAAGAAUGUGAACAAGGGAAAGAAGACAAAUAUAAUUGACUCAAUGUUGCGCAUGCUGGAGCAGUACUCCUCUAACCUGGAGGAUCUGAUCCGAGAAAGAACUGAAGAAUUAGAGGUAGAACGUCAAAAAACAGAUGCCCUCUUAGCUCAGAUGCUACCCAAGUCCGUGGCCUUGGCAUUAAAGACGGGAAAGCCGGUUAAACCAGAGCACUUUGCAGAAGCAACGUUGUAUUUUAGUGAUAUCGUGGGUUUCACCACCAUCUCUGCUCUAAGUGAACCUAUCGAGGUGGUGGAUCUCCUCAACGACCUUUACACGCUCUUCGAUGGAAUUAUUGCAAUCCAUGAUGUCUACAAGGUAGAGACUAUUGGUGAUGCGUACAUGGUGGCAUCAGGGGUUCCAAAUCGUAACGAUAACCGGCACGCAGCAGAGAUGGCCAACAUGUCUCUGGACAUUUUGCAUUGCAUUGGGACCUUUAAAAUGAGGCACAUGCCUGACGUCAAAGUCAAAAUCCGCAUCGGACUCCAUUCUGGUCCAGUGGUAGCGGGUGUAGUUGGAUUGAAGAUGCCUCGAUACUGUCUGUUUGGGGACACAGUAAACACAGCUUCCCGAAUGGAAUCCACAGGGUUGCCUUACAGAAUUCAUGUCAACCAGAGUACUGUUGAUGUUCUAAACAGCCUAAAACUUGGCUACAAAAUCACUUCUAGGGGAAGGACAGAAUUGAAGGGUAAAGGUGUAGAGGAAACAUAUUGGUUGGUUGGAAGGGCCGGUUUUGACAAGGCAUUACCUGUACCUCCAGACCUUACUCCUGGGGCAAGCAACCAUGGCAUUAGUUUAGAUGAGAUUCCUAUAGACAGGCGACAGAAAUUCUUGGAUCGGCAGAAGAAGAUGGGAAAUUGAUGGAUGUGAUGAUUCUGUAUCAGCCAUACUGGAGUCAGGAAAUCUCAGCAAUAGGGGAAUGAGAAGGGUAAAUUAUGGUGUUACCCUUUCUCAACACGAUCCAUUCCCCAUGGAGAGGAAGAGUUGACCUGGACAUCUGACAAGCACCACAAAGACUUGCUGAAAACAUCUGCUUAACAAGUCAGCAUGAACCAACUGCUUUGGAUUCUCACAGAGGACUUUUUUUUAAAACUAUGUAAGGAUUACACUGCAAAUCAUCGAAUAUUAAAUAAUGAAUGCUAAAGACAAUGCUGAAAUCACAGUUCAUCAAGACAAAUGAGGAAACGAGGACAUGACAUCCAUCUCUACAGUGUUUUCUUCAGUUUAUUCAAACUACUACUAAGAUAUUUUCUUUUUUGUUUGUUGUUUCUUUAUAAAACUUAAAUUAAACAAAAAACAAGAAAUUGGUGCUUGUUUAUAACGCACGGGCACCUGACAAUUUAGUUGAAAAUAAUCCCAGUAAUAUCAAUGCGCUGGAAUUAUUCAAACCACUAGAACUACUUUUUCCUAGAAUGCCACAUGUAAAUUAGGGGUUAGUUAAAAAAGCAGCUUUCAUUUCUGCACGAAAAUAAUCAUUCAUUUUCAAUAAUGAGGUACUGUUUGGCCUUUGUAUAAUUUGAAUGGAAUUAAUAGCAAUUUUCAUGAUCAGGCAAAUAUACUUAAACACUUUUAAACCCAUGAUUCAAUAGCAGACAGGUACUUGGAUUCAUCUGAGUGGCUUUAUACUCCAGUUAAGAAUAAGCGAUACAUUGAAAAGGAAACUCAUUUGAGUGUAGUAAAAUCAAAUUGUCAGGUUUACAGUGACAUGGCACAUAUUUUCAUAUUCAGCUUAUCCAAUGUGUAAUGUCAAACACUACAUCCUGAGUCCUGACGUGCAAUCUAUUAUUACCAACAAGAAAAUGUAUCUUGCCCUAUUUUGUCUGCUUAUACAGUUGAUACAUAUUUGCCCCAAAUUGUUUUUUUUGUAUUUGCAUUGUGUAAAGCAUUUCAUAAAGAGAGGAAUUAAAAUUAUACUCUAAAUAUCUUCAUUAAAUUUGAGGAUUUGGCACCUGUGGCUUUACAGGAUAAUCCUCUGUCAACUGAUACAUCCACCACAAUCUGUAGGUCAUCAAAUGAAACACUCAGGGAGCCAAGUGUACAAUUACAGUAGAACGUAGCUGCAUUUCAAUUGUAAAUCUCACCAUUUUAUCUUGUUGUCAGUGAUUGUGUAAAUAAAAGGUGGUUUAGUGGG
Molecule: messenger RNA, 5323 nt
Organism: Misgurnus anguillicaudatus (oriental weatherfish)
Lineage: Eukaryota; Metazoa; Chordata; Actinopteri; Cypriniformes; Cobitidae
Source: RefSeq, a predicted model, not a curated record